AUGAUGUCAGCAGGAUUUCAAUGGGGAGUCAACAAUAACAAUCUACAUAACAAAACAACCCCUUCUCAAAAUUCAUCAUUGCAUAAUAAUUUUCAUUCAUUAAAUCAAAUACCAAGAUCAGUUUCAGAAUCUAUUCUAUCUAAUCAAAAAAAGAAAAGAAGAUUAGACGAAGAAGAAGAAAUCAUUCAACCAACUCAACACCAACAAUACAAUUUUCCAUCAACCACCAACUUUCAUGCAUUAAAUACUAUUAAUAACAUUAAAAAGACCAAAACUUCUAAAAUUAUAGGUCAACCACUCCCAACAACAAGAAUAAUAGAAACUUUAAAUCAAACACAACUACAAGAUUUAAUCAAUAAAUUAGUUGAUUUACAUCCAGAAUUACAUACCACAAUUAAAAAAAUAUCAAAUCAACCAUCAAUGAAAUCACUUACUCAAAUAUUAGAAAAAAAAUUUGAAGAAAUUAUAAAUCAUCUUCCCUAUAAAGGAAAUAUAGAAAAUGAUUAUUCAUAUUUAAGAAUUAAACCUUAUCUUAUUGAAUUUUUAAAUUGUUUAGAAGAUUAUAUAUUAUCAAUAUUACCACCAAUACAACAACAAUAUGAAGAAAAUAAAAUUUCAGUAUUAGAAUUUUUAAAUGAUUCUACUAAAUUAAUUCAUAAAUUACCUAAUUUUAAAAGUUCUGAAUUUCAAUAUAAGAAACAAAUAAUUUAUGAAAAUCUUAUAAAUAUUUGGUUUUUAGUAUUAACUAAUUUAAAUGAUGAAUUUUAUCAAUUUAUUGUUGAAUUUAAAUUAAUUGAAGUUUUGGAGUGUCAUUGUAAAUUUAAUAAAAAUUUUGGUAAAUUAAUUGAAUUUAUAAAUGAUAAGUUAAAAGAAAUUGGUAAUUUAGAAAUUAAUGUUGAUAAUAAUCAAGUUAAUUCAAAUGGAAAUUCAAGUGGAGCUGGUAAUUCACUUAAUGAUUUAAUUACUAUUGAUUAUUCUCAAUAUUCUAUAUAG
Molecule: messenger RNA, 993 nt
Organism: Lodderomyces jiufengensis
Lineage: Eukaryota; Fungi; Ascomycota; Pichiomycetes; Serinales; Debaryomycetaceae
Exons: 1
Coding region: 1-993 (330 amino acids)
Biological process (GO): nuclear protein quality control by the ubiquitin-proteasome system; proteasome localization
Cellular component (GO): nucleus
Source: RefSeq, a predicted model, not a curated record